Messenger RNA from Entrophospora candida, 4491 nucleotides. The record is from the annotation of a GenBank genome assembly. NCBI's taxonomy places the organism in Eukaryota, Fungi, Glomeromycota, Glomeromycetes, Entrophosporales, Entrophosporaceae.
AUGAUUGAUAAUAAAGUGAUAACGAUACAUGAGAAAUGGCAUUCGAUUCUAGGUGAAGAAAUACCUUUGAUUGAACCCCACGAUUAUGUUAAACUCAGUAAAAUUUUAGCACCUCCAAAAUUGACAGCUCACGAAAUGAACGGAAGUGUUGCUUACGUUCUUCACUAUAUUCGCCAGAAAGUUAAAAUGUGGGGGGCUGAUGUUCUUAGAGCAGAAAAUAUUAAAACUUUGGUCGAGGAAGACGAUGAUGUUUCUGAUGAGGAAUCCGAAUCUUCUGAUCUGGAAUCAAUGGACGAAGGCCAAGAUGUUCGGAAAAAUCAAUUGUCUCGAUUUGAUUGCCUUGCUAGUUUGCUUGCAUCUGUAGAAUGCACUGUAGCUCAAGAUAUCUUUCGAACCUUAUCUCAAUUCCCAGUUGCACUUCCUUUGACAAUACCCGAAUUAGAUAAAGAAGAAAUGUUUAAAGUGAUGCUUCCUUUGCUUGUUGGUCCAGUUAUCAAGUGGGAAACGAAACCUGGAACGAUUGUUGAAAACCACCUUUUCAAUGAUCGUUUCAGAUUGAUUGUCGCCAUUCGAAUCGGAACAAACUCUCCAGGGAAAAGCGUCAUUCUCAACCAAUUAAUGGCUUCGGAUUCUAUGUUCUCUUCGAGUUGUGAACCAAGAGCAGAAUAUGGGAUUCCACAUAUGAUUAAUGGAAGCAUCGAGUUUACUUGGUUAACCCAAGAAACUUGCGGGGUGAGUAUGUGGAAUGACGUUUUUGAAAAUUAUUAUAAAGAAGGGGCAAAGGAAAUCGCUUUACUUGCGAAUUUACAUGGCGAUGCUUUAGAUUAUCCAGAUCAAAUUAAAUUUUUAAGGCAACUUCCUUCUAGUUUCUUGGUUUUUUUAAUGCCUGGAUGUACCGCAAGUCAAAUAGAUAAACUCGAGGAUCUAAUUGGACCCAAAAAAAUCAUAUAUGGCUGGGUGAAUAAAAAGAACACCGACAAAAAGAAAUACACGAUCGACACCAAAUUUUUAAUGAAAGAUAAAACAUUAAAAAAAGUACGCAUGAUGUUUAAAGAAGCUUUAGAUUUUGAUACUUCAUCAUUCAAUGCUAGAAUUAAAUUGAGAGGAUCGCUUCAAUUGACCGAAGGCAUUGAACUUGCCGAGUCUCAGCUUUUGGCAGACUUUGUCAAAGAAAAAACUUGUCGUCACAUUAAACUGGAAGUUAUGCAGCUUCAAAGAAAACCACCCAAUGAUCUCCAAAUUUGGAAAAAUAAUACGGAGUUGCAAUAUUUAAUAUUGUUGUACAUAAACAUUCUAAAACUACCUCUCAACAAAAGGAUACGAGCUCUAGCACAUCUUGAAAGAGAAGUAUCCAGGCUUUCUAUGAUAGAAUCUUCCGGGGUUCGAAAUCAGGCUGUGUUGAAAAGAGAAGAAUUGCGUAAAUCCAGUUUGGUUGAUAGCAUGAGUUUAGGUUUGGAACAUUUUUUCCGCGAGUUGGGACAAAUCUACAAGAUUUCUUCUAUCAAUGACCCAGACAGUGAAAUUGUUUUGAAGUUGCCAGAACUUUACGCUCAACUAUUGAUUGGUGGCCACACCGUAGAAUUACUUGAUGGUGAUGCUGGAUCUAUAUCUGAAGCUUGGUUCUCAGCCAUUUGUGGGCAUAUUUGUAACGCAUAUCCUAGACUUAGAAUUUUUGUAGUCAGCAUACUUGGCCUACAAUCAUCAGGAAAGUCAACUCUCUUGAAUGCUCUUUUUGCAUGUAGAUUUGCUGUUUCAGUUGGACGUUGUACUAGAGGUCUUUUCAUGCGAUUAUUGUUCUUGGAAAAAAAUUUAUCCGAUCAACUUGGCGUUGAUGCAUUUGUCCUAAUUGACACUGAAGGUCUUGGUGCACCAGAAAAGAUGGAUGACCCAGAAUCGGAAAAGAAAGAUCGAAUAUUAGCAACUUUUGCAAUGGGUGUAAGCAAUUUAACAAUUCUCAAUGUGCUUGGAGAAUCAACACGUGACUUGACUGAGAUUUUGCAGAUAGCAAUUGUAACAAUGGCACGUCUUGAAGAAGCUGGAAUAGCCCCUGACAUUAUGAUGGUGCAGCAUGUUUCUGAACGAAAUGCAGCAAGACUGUCAGAGCCAGAAGAAAAAUUUCGGGCGGCUCUUCAAGAGGCUUUGAAAAUAGCUAAAGAACAAGACAUUGAGAUGGGAAUAUCCAAUACAGACUGUCUUCAAAUACUUGAUGAAAGGAUAAAAAAAGGCCAGCUUCUUAAACAAUUUCGGCCAUUUAAAAAUGGUGCAACUGCCUAUGCCCCACCAUCAGAGCAAUACCAUGAGGAUGUUGUCAAUUUAUACAACUCCAUAAUUAAUGAUUGUAAGAAUUCGCAGAGCAAAAUUGAAUUUUCGAAAUGGCAUUCGCUAAUUCAAGAUUAUUGGAACGCGGUAUCUCAUGAGGACUUUGCAGUUCGUUUCAAAAACAUCAGAGAAAUUUAUGAAUUUAUUGAUCUUGGCAAACGAAUCACAAAGUUGAAGGAAACCAUCGACAAAGCAUUCCUAAAACACGAGGAAUCAAUUAUGCAAAAAGUUCGUACCAAGCUUCAAAGUUGGUCUCCUAAUGACAGAUCAAAUAUGAAUUUACGUCACCAGUGCUUAGAAUUGAUUGAAAAAGGACUACAGAAAAUACCAGAUUGCAAUGAUGCCGGCUGUGAAGAAUGUGAAAGAAUAAACAAGGAAAGGAUUGAAUUGGAAGAGUACCUCAAAGAUAAGAAUAAUGAAAUGUGUGAAAUAGAAACUAAACAAACAAUUGAGGAUUAUAUCAAACUCAAUCGUCAUUCUGCAUCCAUAAAACUCACUCAGAUGCUCGAUGCCAGCUUUAUCCGAAAAGGUAUUUCAUCCGAAUCUCUUGACAUAAUUAACAACCGUUUAGAAGGGAUUCUAAGGAAUAUGCCAAGUGGUAGACGAUUGACUGAAUAUCAACGUAAAAAAGAAGUUGAAGAAAUAUGGAGUUUGUUGCGAAAUAACAUAUUAUCAAAAUACAACAUUAAGCCAAUAGUGGAUCAAAUAGAUAAGGAGGUCAAAGAUGCGUGUUCUCAUUUAUCGUCAGUAGGAUUCUAUCAACAAUACAUGAAUGGAGACUCUCCAGAUUUAUCUAAAUGCAAGGCAUAUAAAGCAUAUAGAGGCCUUAUUCCAACAUGCUUGGAUAUAAGAGACGUCUGCACUCUCCAGGAAAAGCUUAAUAAUUUGGUAGAUUCAAUCUUGGAAAAAAGGGCAUCUUAUCAUUAUUACCCUGGAAUUGUGCGCGACCUUGCAAAAGUGAUAGAAAAAACGCUUAACGAUAAUGCAAAUCUUCUUCGCGUUAAAUUUUUGCCAGAAUUCAAAUGGAAUGCUUACUUGUAUGCUUUGUUGAAAUUUAAACCAAAAAUGAUAAGCUUUCAAAAAAAAUGGGAAAUGGAUAAUACUCCACUUGGCAUCCUUGAUCAAAAGAAAGAGGAAUAUUUAAAGAUGAUUGAUACCCGGCUUCAAUAUGGGCAUACACUUGUUUCUGAGGGACAUAUUGCUGGGGAUUAUUUACUGAGGGUCAUUCAUAAAAAAGCAAUGGAUGCAGGAAGCGCUGAGCGAAAAACUGCAGUGCGUAAUAUUGGUUGGUUGACGUGUACUGAAUCGGUUAGGCUUAAAUAUUUUGAGAAUCUUGCUGAACAGGUUCAAAGAGGCGACAAAAAAGAAGCUAUAGAGCAUUUUUCAUGGCCAAAAGGAUCCAUAGAAUAUUGGUUUAAAUGUAAAGUUGAUGGUAAUACAAGUGGAAAUCCAAAGCAAAAAUACAAUGAUACCUUUAACUCAGAAUUCAAUCGAGUCGUUCAAGAAAUUCGUAACUGUCAAAGUUUCGGGGCAAUCAAAAAAUUUAUAAAUAAUUACAUGACGCAAGUUGACAAAGUGGACUACAAAUUGGAUCUUAGAGACACAAAAGAUGAAGAUUUUAGAAUAUUCUAUCAUGCUGUCGAGGAAGAGCUUAAAACUAAAGGGGGUGGUCGUUAUCCAAAAGAUGAGCCUUUUCAAGAUCCGUCUAAAGAUAAAUCAAUCAUGGAACUGCUUGGAUGCACAGAAGCAUGUUAUUUUUGUGGAGCUUUGUGUUGGGGAUCUCAGGGACAUUAUAACGACAGUGGCGAAACAAAAAGACAUCAUACUAGCCAUCAACCUGGUGGUCUUGCAAGGUUCAGUUAUAGAGGUUCGAAAGAACUAGUUGCAAUGCCAUGUCAUAAAUUGGAAGAUCAUGUGGGUGUGUGGUAUUUUGGCAAGGAGGACCCAACACCUUGGAGCGUUGUAAAAGCUCAAGAUUUUAAGGAUUGGAGAUUUGAAUCUCACUACCAACACUUAUUUAAUGAUCUUAUGUGCUGGUUCUUUGAAAAAUUGCACGUAGAUCUGGCAAACAAAUAUGGACUCAAACCAUCAACUUAUAACGAAAUGAGCAAAUAUGGUUGUAUAAACUUGAGUUACAGUGAUAUUAUUAGUACGCUUAGAACAAAACUUUAA